Plutella xylostella (diamondback moth) is the source of this 1793-nucleotide messenger RNA. The record is from RefSeq and is a predicted model, not a curated record. NCBI's taxonomy places the organism in Eukaryota, Metazoa, Arthropoda, Insecta, Lepidoptera, Plutellidae.
GGAUUAGGGCCUCACGAAGAAUAACAUCUAACAAAAUGAAGAUGCUACUUCUGAUAUCGGUGCUAGCGUGCGGGUAUGCGGCUAAGCUGGACCGCACCUACCUGCCCCCGCCCGGCGCCGCCACGGCUGGUGGAAGCCCCGGCGCCCUCAACGCACCUUCAGGCCCAGCAUCCGGGCCUUCUGGCUUCGGACAGUCUGCAAAUCUAGCUCAGGGAACCUUUGAACAGAGCCAGCAAAGCUUUGGACUCAACCAGCCUGGGAAAGGAUUCAACCAGCCUGCCAACAACUACGGGCAAGCUGCUCAGCCUCAAGGUCAACCUGGGUUUGGAGCGCAGCCCCAGAAGCUGACUCAGGGACCGUCAGCUGGCCAGGCUUCUUACGGAGCUGCCUCUGUCCAGGGAUCAGUUGAAAGUGCUGGCUUUGGUGCUUCAAGCAACUUUGGUGCUGACCAAGGGUUCGCCAAGCAGACCACCCAGCCCGAGCGCCCUCAAGCCGCCGCCGACCGCUCCGCUGAAAUACUGAAGCUGGUCAACGAAAACGAUGGAGAAAACUUCUCUUACAGCUUCGAGACAUCCAACGGUAUUUCUGCUGAAGAAAGUGGUGUGGCCACCAACGGAGUGAUGGCUCAAGGUGCUUUUGCCUACACCGGUGAUGAUGGUCAGUCGUACAGAGUGACUUACACUGCUGACGAGAACGGAUACCAGCCCAGAGGUGACCACCUGCCGACCCCGCCGCCCAUUCCAGAGGAAAUCUUGAGGUCCAUUGAAAAGAACGCCGCCGCUGCCGCCGCUGGAACUCAAGAAGGUGCUUACCGAGAGGAAGAAAACGUGCCAGUUCCUCAGCAAUAUAACGCCCAGCAGAACGCGGCCUCAGCUACUCAGUACAACGCCCAGUCAAACUUCGGCUCUUCUCAACAGUACAAUGCUCAACAGACUGCUGGACAGUACAACGCCCCAUCUUCAGCCUACAGCCAAGCUCCUCAGAACAAUUACAACAAACCAUCUGGCUCUGCAACAAACGGAUUCUCCGCAUCUGGUUCCGGACAGAACAGUUUCAGCCAGACCGGUUCCUCUCAGUCUGCAUUCGCUCCCUCAGGCUCUGCUUCGUCUGGCCCAGCUCAGUCUUCGUUUGCACCUGCUGGUCCCGCUCAGAAUGCAUUUGCCCCAUCCGGCUCAGCCCAGUCUUCAUUCGCUCCCUCUCGUCCUACUCAAAACGCGUUUGCUCCUUCUGCUCAAUACAACCAAGCCCAAACCCAGGGAUUCAAAAAACCUACUGCCCAGAACACUUUCGCUGCUCAGCAGCAGGGAGCUUCCGGUUAUGAAUACAACCGACCGGGAUCUUCCCAAGAUUCGUUCCGUGGCCCUUCUCAGUCCGUUGCACCUGCUGUUGAAACCUUCGCACCAGGACAGCAGACAUUCGGUGGCCGUGCGCCCGCACCUUCAAAACUGACGUCAGCUGAAGGCCCCAUUUCUAGUCGCCCAGCCGGCCCGGCCCAGGGUUCUUUCAACGGCCAGCAGCCAGCCAACAAUGGAUUCCAGGCCAGACCUGCUAGCCAAGGUUUCGCCCAGAAUGCCCAGCAGCAAAGCUCAAUGAUAUCUCAGUACCAAAGUGCUCCGUACCAGUACGACCCACCGAAACAGCAAUACCGCCCUGCAUCAGGAUCGUCCUCGCAGCAGACUGCUGGCUUCAACGCACCAGCUCAGUUCAACCAAGGGCCUCAGGGCGGGCAGACGUUUGGAGCACCACGACAGCCGCCCAGCUUCAGCCAAGAGGAAGGUUACAAAUACUAAACA